Notothenia coriiceps (black rockcod) is the source of this 1655-nucleotide messenger RNA. Its product is annotated as tissue factor pathway inhibitor-like. The record is from RefSeq and is a predicted model, not a curated record. NCBI's taxonomy places the organism in Eukaryota, Metazoa, Chordata, Actinopteri, Perciformes, Nototheniidae. Gene Ontology annotation, molecular function: serine-type endopeptidase inhibitor activity. The transcript has 7 exons. Bases 89 to 583 code for a protein of 164 amino acids.
CUUGGACUCUGAUGACAAGAGCCCGUGCCACCUACCCGAGGCUCCUGGUCCCUGUCGAGGACUCCUGACGCGAUACUUCUUCGACAGCAUGAGUCAGCAGUGCAAGCAUUUAUUUUACGGCGGCUGCUUUGGCAAUGCCAACAACUUCAGAAGCAUGGCGGACUGCCAGGCCAAAUGUCAGAACCCAGCAGAACCCACUGAGCCACCAGAAGGCCACAUAAUGUCUGCGAGAAGAUCUGACAUUGUGCAGCCGACCAGGAUAACUGGGGAAUCAACUGUAGCUGAACCUCAGGUGCAAGCAAAUGUCACUAAUCCAGAGCCGAAAGAAGUGAAGCCUACAGACCUGUGCCUUAGUCCGGUGGAAAGGGGAACAUGUGAUGGGGCGGAGAAGAGGUUUGCCUUCAACUCUAAGACCAAUAGAUGCCACGCAUUCCACUACAGCGGCUGCGAGGGGAACGAGAACAACUUCCAGUCCCGGAAAGACUGUAUCAUCAAGUGCAUUAAACGCAGAAAGGCUCAUGGGAGGGGGACGAUUCGGAUAAGGAAGAAAAACCUGAACAGCAUCGUGAAUCGCUCAGUCUGAACACUUGGCUCUGAAUUAGAUCCUGCAACACUGUGGAGCCACCUGUAUUUAUGUCCAUUAUGUUAAGUCUAGCUUUACUCAUAUCUAUUGUUUUCUAUGGGUGCAGUACUUGUAUAAAAGUCAUGUAUUGUACCGAAUUCCCUCGUCGAGUUUGAAUGCAAUUAUAAUCUUUAUUUACUUUGUUUUAAUCUUGACAAGGACACAUUUGUCUUGCUGAUCUCAACACUGAUGCUGUGUGUAUCAAUGCUUGUUUUUAAACGUUAUAUUGUGUCAUUUUGAUUUUAAAAUUUCAGGGCUCUACAAUACGGAAAUCCUAGUAGGAAAAACAAUUCUGGAGAUAAAUGUUUAAGUCUGAUCUAGAUUGUUGUCUCAACUGUGUCUGUGACAUUAGAACAGGUGGCGGAAAAAAAGUGAAGUGAAGUGCAUUCAUGUUUUCUGAGUUUCAACUUCCCCAUGCACUAUUUAACGCAACGAAUAUACAGUCCUAUUUAAAUUUUAUAUUGCAAAAUGUUUUUGCCUGUCAAUGUUUUUCUCCUUUCUUCUGUCACAAACGCAGAAGGAAAAUCUGUUUAAUUAAGACUUAGAGAGUUGAUGACCAAUUUGUUUUGCCUCUCCGGUCUUCCAUGCUGUUAUAAUCAUACUGAUAUCUUUUUUUGUGGGAAACGCCAAAGUUUAAGCAUUAUUCUCGUUCAAUAACAUGAAUGCUUAUUCUGCUUACAUUAUGUAUUGUGUGUGCAUAGUGCGUGAUGUUUGUGUUCAAGGGUAUUGCUAUUGUUAAUCAAUUUGAACAGCAGCAUUAGCAGAUUAAACUGCUGGCUAUCCGUAUUCUAGGAUCAACCACAACAGGAUAUGGAAUGAUGUCAGGCACACAGAUUCAUCAAGAUGUCCUCACAGCUAUAAAUCGUUGUGAACAAGGCAAUGACUGCUUUAUUUUGGUCGGAAUUAACAUGAACUCUUUUUUCUUUUUAAUCAAUAUUAUGCAGUUUUGUAAAUCACUGUGGCUCUCCUGCUGGUGUUGUUGGUAAGAAAAAACAGAAGGGGGCGGUGUUGUGUAAAGUACGUUUUCAAAGAG